Clunio marinus is the source of this 393-nucleotide messenger RNA. The record is from the annotation of a GenBank genome assembly. NCBI's taxonomy places the organism in Eukaryota, Metazoa, Arthropoda, Insecta, Diptera, Chironomidae.
AUGUUCACAGAAAAAGCUACAAAAAGGGAAAAUAAAUCUUUACUGACACAAAAUUUUUUACCAGUGAUUCUAGCAUUGAGGAUUAUGGUUCGACAACCAAAGAACAACAAAAAAAAAUAUCCUUUUCCAAAACCAUAUUUUAAAUUAAUUUAUGUCGAAGCCAUUUUACAUGUGAGAGUUGUAGAGGUUGAAAAUGUGAGAAAAGCAAUAAUGAUUGGGAAAGGCGCAAAAGUAGUAGCAACGCCAUCAGUUGAACAAUAUAGGAAGCUUACGAGAAAAGAGGGGGAGGGGUGGUGGAUGAAAUUUAUCACUUUGCCUCUCUGUACGUUUAACGACACACAACAAAACUGGGCACUGCUUUUGUCAGCUGAAAAAGCAAUGAAAAUAAAUUAA